Ixodes scapularis (black-legged tick) is the source of this 3080-nucleotide messenger RNA. RefSeq lists its product as uncharacterized. Lineage: Eukaryota; Metazoa; Arthropoda; Arachnida; Ixodida; Ixodidae. The record is from RefSeq and is a predicted model, not a curated record. Bases 556 to 1809 code for a protein of 417 amino acids. The transcript has a single exon.
ACGUGCGCCCGUGCGCCGCAACUAGCCGCAACCCGCACGCCCGCACUGCUUUGUGCGAAGAGUCCGACCACAGUGAGUCCGACUAAGUUGGUUUGAACAAAACCAUCAAAGCAGCUAAGCGAGUACACAUUGAACGAUCAAACGUUACAUACGCUUUAUUGUCGCCAGUUUGCAGACUGCCCUCGAACCAGCAAAGCUACAAAUUGUGAGUCACGAUUCACAGAACUUGUACGCUUGUACUCCAAAAGCGGAUCUAUCCGGAGAGGGUUCAAGAUGACUGUACGGAGAGUACGGGUGUCCCGCUGUGUCGAUUGCAGCUACGCUGGCUACGCUCAUUGAAAGUUCAGCGGCCUCAGUUCGCACAUUGACGCGUCAAAAGCUGGGUUUCAACGAUGCCCGCUCUUCGAGUCUAGAAACAGAAUUUGAUAAGUCAAAGGUUGAUGCAACAACCGCAGGACCGCGUUGCAAGUCGCCGUGCAACCAACUAACACCCAAGUCGUCGAGAGACGAGACUCGCAGCUCGGGGACGGGCAAGUGAUCGGCAUUGCUCUCAAGAUGUCUCGACGCGACGCGGACAACCCCGCAAACAAUCAGCGUGCCGCGGACAGCGACGACAACGAGUUUGGUGAGUUCGAGGGCUUCGAAGGAGCCGUCGGAGGCGUGGUGGCUCACCCGGCGCCUUCUCCGUGGGCCACUUUCCCCGAUCUGAUCCGGGUACGCACGAGCCCCGGCGGUACGGCCAACAACAUCGCCAACGACGGCCUCCUACCCCAACAUCCCGAAGCCGACAAUCCAUCGGGCUCCCGUUCCCGAAACCAGAAUCCUCCGGAUGUAUCUCUGCAUGCUAGCGGAUCCAACAACGACGACGUCAACCUCCUCAACUUCAUUCCCGGUUCCCACCAACGAGUCGGCGCUCUCCCGGACAUGGCUGUCGAAUCCGAGCUGCGACACUCGAUGCAAGCGUUGUCAACGUCGUCAUCGGCGUCAUCUUCGAGCGGCGCUCCGCGAGACCACAUCGCCGAAGUCCGACCGACCUUACGAGGCUCGACGCACGGUCGCGGCGGCGCCGAACCCGGCACGCUCGCCAGCAUGGCUGCUGCAAAUGUUCAGCGAACUUCAGGGCUACCCCGGAGUAAUCGAGCGUCCUGCACGGCGCGUGACAGCUCUCCCGCUCGAGACUGGAUGCCCGACGCGGCCUUGGGCGCGGACGCGGUCACCUUGGCGGCUUCGCUCCGCGAAUCGAACGCGGCGUUGACGCGUCGACUGUCGGCCAGCGAGAGCAGGGUGCGCGAGCUCGAGUCCCAACUCCGCGAACUGAGGGAACGCGAGUCGCGCAGCGACCGGCACUCGCAGGACAUCGUGCGCGAGUUGGAGGCGAUUCGAGACACCCUGGCGGCGCACGAGCGCGCGACACGGUCGCUCGCGGAGCGCGUCCAGCUGGGCGACACUGAUCGCGAAGCAGACACCUCGGGCGACAUGAAACCCAACGCGAAAGGCUGUUCGGACUCGCGCACCAGCAUGGAGGACAGACUGGCCGGCAUCGAGGCUUCUCUGGAAAAGCUUUGCAACAAGGUCUCGAAUGUUUCUGCCCUGGAGAGAGAACCUGCCGGAGGUGCGAGUGCUACGGGUCUGUUGACGAGAGAGGACAUUGCGCAGGCGGUGCAGGAUGUGCUCUCCCGCCAGUCGACGCAACAGAAGAGCUUGCUGGAGGACGAGAGGCGUCGCCUGAUGCAGUCGUUUGCCGAGUCAUUUCAGGUUGCCAUCUCGCAGUUCCUGCAGUCGCUGAACUCCGACAACUUGGACAGUUAGCUGGCAGAGGAUGGCUCAACGUUGUCGGAAAGUGCAGCCCGAUGGGUCGGCUGCUUUUGUGAUGGGCUCGGGAGGCGGUUCUGAAUGGCAUUGGGAUGCUGGGGGUGCUAAGCGGAGUGACAAGUAGUGUCCACUUAGUGUGAAUGCCGCCAUACCUUGCAGACUUUGGUCUGAAAAGCAAUGCGAAUUUGUCUACAAUAAGGUCAAUGUGUCGCAGUGUUCGAGGGAUUCUGGCAGCUUUUUGGGCUAAAAUUCAAGGGGUGUGAGGACAGACAAAAAUGUAUAUCACAGUUUGAGACUAUUGCGGCUAAGCGGCGACGACAAUAACAAUGUGGCUCGUGACAAGAGCCACAUUGUUAUUGUCGCCGCUUAGCCGCAAUAAGACCGUUGUUUUUAACUGUGCAUCCCCACUUCUGAGUUCUGACUUGUGUAAACUCUGCCAGAUUGUUUGUUUUAACUUUUCUUUGAAACUUUCUAUUCACUGCAUGUUCAGUAGGCCAUACAAGUUUGCAAAUGCAUUAGUUAUCAUCUCACAUGCAAGUGAUGCCUCAUUGCAUAAUCUGCGGUGUAAUUAGGUUAAAUUAUGGACAUUAUGUUUGUGGAAGAAAAUAGAAAAAUACCGUAGCAUUGUAGAAGACUAUUUUCCAUAUCACUGGUGAAGUUUACACGCAGCCGAGCUGUAGUGUGCGAGUAGUAUUUAAUGGUUGCCCUAGCUAUGCCCCUGCUGCUGAGUAGAUACUGGUAGCAAACUGUAACUCGAUGAAUGUUAAGAGUGGCAAGCUGGAUAGUGUGAAUUGAACCUGGAAAAGAUUGGUUCACCGAGGCAAGCAUUUGCUAAAUUGCUUUUAGAUGCGGAAAGAUACCUUGCUGUUUUUAGGCUUCCAUGUGCUUCUGGCAACAAAAAAUUUUUUUCCAACUAAUUUUGUCAUGUUUGCGGCAACAGUUAUUUAAAUGUUCGCCUGGUGCAACUCCGCUAGUAGCGUUAUGGAAGGUUGCUCCGAGUAUGUGCUCACUGUCAACGGGCUUGGCGAUGGCAGCCAGCGAACAUCGCCCGCAGGAAGACUUGCUGUUAUGUAUUGCGAUGAUUCAACCUGUGUAGGAAAGUAUGGCCAAGAAAUUGUUAGAACGUUAUUGUGGCAGCUAUUCCUUUUUUUUUUAAUAGUUUUGGAACCUCUUGGUUAGUUGUAGUUCUACAGAUAUGAUCUCCUCACUCUACUCUGGACACAGUUCUCAUUUUGAAUUAACAAUAAACGUGAUGUUAAAAGGCCACA